Ostertagia ostertagi is the source of this 1005-nucleotide messenger RNA. The record is from the annotation of a GenBank genome assembly. NCBI's taxonomy places the organism in Eukaryota, Metazoa, Nematoda, Chromadorea, Rhabditida, Trichostrongylidae.
AUGGUUCCUUUUUCAGGUAUUCCCAUUCAAGGACAAGUGCUUGUUGAUCCAGCAACCGGACAACACUAUAUUGUGCCACAGGCAACGUUUUUCCCACCUGCUGUCCAGCCAAUGUACUUUCAAGCACCUCCAACUCCGGUCUAUUAUCCUUAUGGACAAGUUCCAACGCAGGGCUAUGUGAUGCAGUCGGCACCACCUCAAGCCCAAUAUUCUGUUCCACUAGCUGCUUACCAGCAGCGGCCGUACGGUUUUCGACCAGGUUAUGCACAGAGCACCGCAUCAAGUGAAGACAUUAGCAGAAGAGACGAUGACAGAAGGCUUGAGGAUCCACCACCGUCCUCGCCUUCAAUUUCUUUGGCUACUCAAUCUGGAUUUUUCCCCACCAAUUUUAUUCCAACAACUGCAGCUGCAUCGUUUCCACUUCAAUACCGCCAGCAACAAAAUCCUCAGCGCAGCAGUCCCAACAGUCAGCCUGAAGAUCCUGAAAGUGGAAGGGAUGGAUUCAGGCGAGAUGUCACCCGUUCGAGCUCUGAAUUCCAGCGCCUGUCUGGUGAUUUUCGAAGACAAGGGAGCGGAGAGUUUGGCCGUUCUACUGACAGUUUCUCUCGUGUGUCUAACGGCGACAAUGCUAGAUCUGAAGCAUAUUACCGAGGUAGCGCUGCGGACAGCGAAGUGUUCAACCGAAGCAGUGAAGCUGCACGGAUGACUGAGCGGACUCCUCUCUACGGAGGGCCUCCACCUUGGUGGGGUCGUCAUCAAGAUGAGCACGGCGAUUCUCUUACCGAUGUUGAAAGUCCUCGUGCUCACCCACGGUCAUCGCCGCCUACUUCUGCAUUGUCAGAAUCAGAUUUAACGCGCACUCGACAGCUUCCAGCCAAGGCCGUUAGAAUGGACAUAGAUUUAAGUAAAGUAGGCGAAGAUGAAGCACCAAGACCAAAACCGACCACGUCCCGAUCUGUUCGCAUGGAUAUCGAUCUCAGCAAAUUACCAGAUGAAACAAAAACG